This is a messenger RNA of Mycena citricolor, 962 nucleotides long. The record is from the annotation of a GenBank genome assembly. NCBI's taxonomy places the organism in Eukaryota, Fungi, Basidiomycota, Agaricomycetes, Agaricales, Mycenaceae.
AUCACCGGAUGCAAAGAUGACAGAGAUUCCGCGGGUGCCGAGUGCCAUAUAACCAUUGCAGAUUCGUCUGAUUAUGACUCCUCAGUCAGAUUGCACUACACAGCUGCCAUGAAACAACUCACGUUGCCAACGAGCUGCCGAACGAGGAUUCAGUGGACCCGUACGAUGUGGUCAUGACCGUGGGAGGGCUGGCGACACCGUCAAGGAAGGUUGUGGUAUCGAGCAGCGCCGUCGAGAAGUCGGCGUUUCCGACAGACAAGAAGGUCGCAGGGACGCCGGUAGCGAUACCUGGCCUCAGAUCGGCUUCGUCACCAGCCUCCCCGGAGCCCUGCGGGUUGGAUCCUCCAUCAAGAGUCUGGAGUUUGAACGUCGUCGAGGAAGAGAUGUCCGUUCGCAGGGUCUUCAAGAACGACUGGCAGAGUAUCAGCAAUCAAGAGCAUGGACGUAGCGGUCGCUCAUUCUCACCUGCAAAUCCGCGGUUUCUGCGAACUGAUCGACGUAUCCCGUGAUGAGUAUCGAGCUGUUCUUCUGCGUGGCGGGAGUCGCGGGGAUGCCGUACAGAGCCUGCAGGCACGCCGGGGUGAUGACCCCGGUGGCGACAUUCGUGUUGCACGACGCCGGGGCGGCCCGCUUCGCCUGGGGCACGUUCAUCUGGAUCGGCGACGGCGCGAGUCUGGGCUGGGGCUCGACGAACGCCGUCGAGGGGUGGAUGACAUCCACCACGCCGACCAUCUCGCUCGGGAGCGACACGGACAUCGUGCGCGUGAUCUUCUCGGUCAGCUGGGGAUGAGAGAAGAGCUCGAAGUUGGCGUUGAAGAGGUCGUUGGCGUGCGAGACGGGGAGCGUCGCGGUCACCCAGUCGCCGUUGGGUGAGAUCGCCGUCGUCUUCAGUCCGUUCGCCGUGGCGAAGGCAUUGAACGCAGCAACAGUUGCAGCAGAUGGCUCCAUGAAGGACUUGACCU